Neomonachus schauinslandi (Hawaiian monk seal) is the source of this 1422-nucleotide messenger RNA. RefSeq names its product zinc finger protein 665-like. NCBI's taxonomy places the organism in Eukaryota, Metazoa, Chordata, Mammalia, Carnivora, Phocidae. The record is from RefSeq and is a predicted model, not a curated record.
AUGAAGGCCUUGAAAUCAAAGAUUUUUACUUCAGGGAAAUCCAGGAAAAAAAUGCAUGACUUUGAGUGGCAGUGGAGAGAUAAUGAAGUAAAUUACAAAGAAAUGUCUGUAACCCAUAAACACAGUCUCACUGAUAUAAGAGAUCAGCAUGGUAAAAGUGAUGCAGGAAAUAGGCUUGGAUUAAGUUUUGGGGAUAAAUUACACAUGUUUCAAACUGAAGGGAAAACUUAUGCAUGUAAUCAAGUUGAGAAGUCCAUCAACAAUGGUUCCUCAGUUUCACCACUUCAGAGAAUUCCUCCUACGGUCCAAACCAACAUUGCUAGUAAAUGUGGGAGUGAUUUUAUUCACCCUUUGACACUGAUGCAAGAGCAGAAAGCACAUAGGGAAAAACCUUACAAAUGUCAUGAUUGUGGCAAAACCUUUAAUCAGGGCUCACACCUCACUAGACAUCAGAUAAUGCAUACAGGAGAGAAACCAUAUAAAUGUAAUGUAUGUGAGAAAGUCUUUAGUCAAAAUUCAAACCUUGCAAGUCAUCAGAGAAUCCAUACCGGAGAAAAACCUUACAAAAGUAACGAAUGUGGCAAAGCCUUUAGUCAAAAUUCACACCUUGCAAAUCGCCGGAGAAUACAUCCUGGAGAGAAACCUUACAAAUGUAAUGAGUGUGGCAAGGCUUUUUGCCAAAGUUCGAAAGUACAUAGUGGAGAGAAACCACACAAAUGUAAUGUGUGCGGCAAAGCUUUUAUUGUGCGUCCAAGCCUAAGCCAUCAGAUAAUCCAUACUGGAGAGAAACCUUACAAAUGUAUUGAAUGUGGCAAGGCCUUCAGACAAUGGUCUGACAUCAGGAUUCACCAAAGAAUUCAUGCUGGAGAGAAACCUUUCAAAUGCCACGAGUGUGGCAAAGCCUUUACUCAGGGCUCACACCUCACUAAACGUCAGAUAAUCCAUACAGGAGAGAAACCAUAUAAAUGUGAUAUAUGUGGGAAGAGCCUUAGUGUGCGGUCAAGCCUAAUUUACCAUCAGGUAAUCCAUACUGGAGAGAAACCUUACCGAUGUAAUGAAUGCGGCAAGGCCUUUGCCAAGCGUUCACACCUUAGGCAUCAUGGGAGAAAUCAUACUGGAGAGAAGCCAUAUGCAUGUAUUGAAUGUGGCAAGACCUUUCAGCAGUGGUCUGACCUCAGGAUUCACCAAAGAAUUCAUUCUGGAGAGAAACCUUACAAAUGCCACGAGUGUGGCAAAGUCUUUACUCGAGAGUCACACCUCACCAGUCAUCAGAUAAUCCACACUGGAGAACCUUACAAAUGUACUGAACAUGGCAAGGCUUUUAGGUAUUGCCUUAAACUCAGAGUUCACCAAAUAGCUCACAUUUACAAGUGUAACAAAUGUGGCAGUUUUAAAUUAGUACUGUGCACUAGAUAUGAUUAA